Astrephomene gubernaculifera is the source of this 1603-nucleotide messenger RNA. The record is from the annotation of a GenBank genome assembly. NCBI's taxonomy places the organism in Eukaryota, Viridiplantae, Chlorophyta, Chlorophyceae, Chlamydomonadales, Astrephomenaceae.
CGUAGAUGUAUCUAUUUAAAUCGGAUCGGUGAUCUAGCUGCUCCUCCUUGGUUUUUGCAAACCGCAGACCGGUAUCUCAGGUCGCACGCCGACGUGGCAGGCACCCUGGGACCGGCGCAUCGCAGUUACAUACAAAUAUGGACUAUGACCGCUUUUGGAGCGCGGAGGCACGCCGUUUCAAGACUGCGUCCUUAGCUGGCCUUAUCCACCGCUUUUCCGGUCUGAACGAUGUCGUACGGUUGGCGGGCGGGUUGCCCCCCGCUGAGGCCUUCCCGCUAUCCUCCCUGACCGCCCUGACACAUGGCGGGAUGGAGGUCAGGCUGGGGGAGCAACAGGAGCUGAUCCACCAAGCCCAGCAGUACAACUUCAACCCGCAGGGCCACACCCCGCUGCUGACCUGGCUGCGGGGCCUCACGGCGCAGCUGCACCCCGGGGUGGCGGUGGAGGGGGUGGUGGCAGUGGAGGAGGAGGGGGCAGUGCAGGGAGCAGCACUCCCCGCACCCACCUCCCUCCCGCAGCCUCCAGCUGGAGGACACCCCCCAGCCAGCAGCACCUCCCCACCUGCUGCCCCUCCUGCCCCUCCCCUUGCUUCCUCUCCUCCCCCCCCUCCUCCUCCCCCUGCUCCUGCCCCCCGCUGCGACCUGGUUCUCACCUGCGGCGCCAUCCACGCCAUCAAUGCGGUCAUCAGCUGCCUCACCGACCCGGGGGACACUCUGGUGCUGGACGAGUACACAUACACACACGCUCUGGAGUGUGUCUUCCUGCCCCGCGGCCUGCGUCUGCUGCCCGUGCGCUCAGACGCCGGCGGGCUGGACCCCUCCCACCUGCAGCAGCAGCUGGCGGCGGCGGAGCGGGCGGCGGCGGCGGGUCGGUGCCGGCGGCCGCGGCUGCUGUACUGCAUCCCCACGGGACAUAACCCCACGGGAGUGACCAUGAGCGAGGAGAGGAAGCGGCGCAUAUUGGAGGUGUGCUCCGCUGCGGACCUGUUGGUGUUGGAGGACGACGCCUACUGGUGGCUCAGCUACCCAACUGCUGGGGGGGCCGCGGAGGGAGCGGGGGCAGCAGAGGGGGCAGCGGAGGGAGAGGAGCUGCAAGGGCCAGCAGCGGGAGCGGGUGGUCUGGCAGCCCUGCCCCGCAGCAUGCUGUCACUGGACCGGGAGGGGCGGGUGAUACGCAUUGACACCUUUUCAAAACUGCUGGGUCCCGGCUACCGACUGGGUUGGCUGACCGCCCCGCAGCCGCUGGUGUCCAAGCUGGCCAACUGGGUGAUGGGGAGCACCGUGGGGCCAUGCAGCGUAACACAGGUGCUGCUGACUCAGCUGCUGCAGCAGUGGGGUCGCAGCGGCUUCGAUGCCUACCUGCGACAACUGCAGGCGCUGUACGCCUCCCGCGCCGCCGCCGCCGAGCAGGCUGCCCGGCGGCACCUGUCCGGCCUGGCGGAGUGGUGCCCGGUGCAGGCGGGCAUGUUCAUGUGGAUCAAACUAAGGGAUGUUCCCGACGUGGGCGCCAUCCUGGACCAGUUGGUGGCGGCCCGGGUUGCUGUGCUGCCGGGGGGCGUGUUCGCAGCCGGGGGCAGGGGGGCGGACGCGGAGGUGGGCGAUGU